This is a messenger RNA of Drechmeria coniospora, 1167 nucleotides long. RefSeq lists its product as uncharacterized. The transcript has 4 exons. Gene Ontology annotation, molecular function: phosphoric diester hydrolase activity. Bases 1 to 1167 code for a protein of 388 amino acids. Gene Ontology annotation, biological process: lipid metabolic process. NCBI's taxonomy places the organism in Eukaryota, Fungi, Ascomycota, Sordariomycetes, Hypocreales, Ophiocordycipitaceae. The record is from RefSeq and is a predicted model, not a curated record.
AUGUUUUGCACUCCCACCGCAGCGCCGUGGACUUGGGCCAUCCCGUCGCGCCGCGCGCCCUCGCGUCUUCUCCCCCAGUGCAUCGCCCACAGGGGCUAUCGCGCCGCCUUUCCGGAGAACUCCAUGGACGCCUUCGAGGGGGCGGUGCAGGUCGGCGCGCACGCGCUCGAGACGGACGUGCGCCUAUCCGCCGACGGUGUUGCCGUGCUUUCCCACGUGAGCGCUGCCCUCCCCUUGGCCAGCACCACCGAUGCCUCUCUGCAGCGUUGCUUCGGCAUCGAUAAAGCCGUUGGCGACUGCGACUGGGAGUACCUUUCAACGCUCCAGACGUUGCGCGCGCCGCGCCAGGGCCUGCCGCGUCUCUGCGACCUGUUGCGCUGGCUUGCCGCGCCUUCGCGCGUCGCAAAGACUGGCGAGGACGGCGAGGACGGCGAGGACCGUCGGCGUCACGUCUGGGUUCUUCUGGAUAUCAAGGCAUGUCAGACCCUCGACGAUGACCCCAGAGCCCUCAUGGACGCCAUCGCCACGGCCCUGUCCCAAGUGCGACCCGGCGCCAUCCCAUGGGAGGAACGAAUUAUGCUUGGCUGUUGGAACGCCGCGAGCAUCCAGUCGGCCGCCCAGUGCCUGCCCGGCCUGCGGCGCGCCCACAUCGGCUUCUCGCUGUCGUACGCUCGCCACUUUCUUGCCGUCCCCGAUCUCGCCUUCAACAUGGCGCAGCACACGCUGCUGGCCCCCUACCGCGGGCGUCGCUUCAUGCGCGACCUCCUCGCCGCCCGCCGCGCCCUCUUCGUCUGGACCGUCAACUCCGAGCGCGGCAUGGAGUGGUGCCUGCGCCAGAAUGCCGCCCCCCACCGUCGUCCGGGGGCGGCCAUGAUGAAGCCCGGCUCGAGCUGCGGCACAGGUCAGGAGGAGUGCUCGGACGACAGCAAGAAGGACGGCCUCCUGGUCGACGGCGUCAUCACCGACGACCCAAAGCUCUUCCUCGACGUCUGCGAGCGCUAUGAGGAUCAGCUCGACGGCAAGGCAAAGCCGAGGCCCAUCACCGCCGGCGAGACCGUCGGCCUCGUGCUCCAUAUCCUUCUGAGGCAUCUGCUCGGCAAGUUGGUAUUUGCCUACAGGCGUUUUUGGCUGCAAAAGUUGGAUUACUUGCCAGAGGGUGACGGCUGA